Oryza brachyantha (malo sina) is the source of this 849-nucleotide messenger RNA. Its product is annotated as membrane protein PM19L. The record is from RefSeq and is a predicted model, not a curated record. The transcript has a single exon. Bases 2 to 523 code for a protein of 173 amino acids. NCBI's taxonomy places the organism in Eukaryota, Viridiplantae, Streptophyta, Magnoliopsida, Poales, Poaceae.
GAUGGCCGGAGUCGGGAGGAACAUGAUCGCGCCGCUGCUGGUGCUCAACCUCAUCAUGUACAUCGUCGUCAUCGGCUUCGCGAGCUGGAACCUCAACCACUACAUCAACGGCGAGACCAGCCACCCGGGGGUCGCCGGCAACGGCGCCACCUUCUACUUCCUCGUCUUCGCCAUCCUCGCCGGCGUGGUGGGCGCCGCCUCCAAGCUGGCGGGCGUCCACCACGUCCGCUCCUGGCGCGGCGACAGCCUCGCCGCCAGCGCCGCCUCGGCGCUCAUCGCCUGGGCCAUCACCGCGCUCGCCUUCGGCCUCGCCUGCAAGGAGAUCCACAUCGGCGGCUACCGCGGCUGGCGCCUCCGCGUGCUCGAGGCGUUCGUCAUCAUCCUCGCCUUCACGCAGCUGCUCUACGUCGUCAUGCUCCACGGCGGCCUCUUCUCCGGCGCCAGCCACGGCGCCGGCGCUGGCUACGGCGGCGACUACCCGGCCGACCACCACCACAAGCCCGCCGCCGCGGCCAGGGUCUAACUGGCUCGCUCGCCACCACCGCCUGUGCCACGUACAUCCCACCGUCGCGUCGCCAUGCGCGCACACACACAUCCAUCGAUCGAUCCAUCCAUCCAUAUGAACGAACGAGCUUUGAUUUCACAAUUUCACUUUGUUUUAUUCCGUUUCGUUCGUGCUUUGCUGCUAAUAUGCAAUGCACGCUGUUCAUAUAAAUAAGUACCCUCUGCUCUGUACCAACGAUCGUAGUCAUCAUGUAUGUAAUGUGCCGUUUGGUUUGGUUUAGUUCAAACUUCAAAUAUUUGCAACCGUGUUUUACCUUUGUUUUGAUUCAAAUAUAAAAAUGUGUA